GUGUGGCGGCAAACAGCAACAAAAGCUUUAAAACGGUUCUGAAUAAUUGAAUUCGAUACAGGCUCUCCUGAGCUCUCCCCUCUUUGUAGACUUCAGGAAUUCGAGGCCAAAUGAGAUCAGGAAGUGGGAAAGACCCUGCCAUCUCCUGUCGCCCAUGGGCUCCCCUCCCUGCACAGUCGGCUCAUCUGCUCCAGGCUGAGCAGGGGGCGGGACAGACGCCUGGCUGCAACACAAGACAGGCAGUGACGGCCGUGCCAUGGCCGCUGAGUGCGCCCCCACACUGCCCGGUCCUUCUGGGCACACCGUCCCUCCUGACCCUGCGCGACCCUGGAGAUACGUUCCUAAAACAUCGCUGAGUUCACCACCUUGGCCAGAAGCUGUCCUGCCAGACCCCGCUGAGGAGACCAGACACCAUGCAGAAGUCGUGGGGAAGGUGAACGAAAUGAUCGCCAAAGGCCGAUACGGCCGACUCUUCGCUGUGGUGCACUUCGCCAGCCACCAGUGGAAGGUGACCUCUGAGGACCUGAUUUUAAUUGACAACGAGUUAGACAUUGCGUGCGGAGAGAGGGUACGGCUGGAGAAGGUCCUGCUGGUUGGAGCUGACGACUUCACGUUACUUGGCAAGCCGCUCCUUGGAAAAGAUCUUGUUCGGGUAGAAGCCACAGUCAUUGAAAAGACAGAAUCAUGGCCAAAAAUCAAUAUGAAAUUUCAGAAAAGGAAAAACUACAAGAGGAAAAAAGCAUGCCCCGUGAGACACGGACGGGGACACCAGAGGCGGCUCUCACGUCCUGCACAAAGACUGGACAAAGAAAGGGACGUGGUGGGGUCCUCUCAGCAGAACGUCGCCCAGCAGCACGCGCUAAGUGAACUGGCCCUCUAUACGGGAACGGGAACGAAUCUUCGAUUCUAGUGGGGCCCGAGCAACACCUGACCUUGUGCCUCUGGUUAUUGUGAACCCACAGACUGUCCUCCGAGUAAACACCAUCGAGAUUGCUCCACGUUUGUGCUGAUUGUGAAGCUCAUGUUUACAGAAUAUAAAAAUAAACUCCUGUUUUCUGGAGG
This is a messenger RNA of Zalophus californianus (California sea lion), 1062 nucleotides long. It is a transcript of the gene MRPL21, whose product is annotated as mitochondrial ribosomal protein L21. Gene Ontology annotation, molecular function: RNA binding; structural constituent of ribosome. The transcript has 7 exons. Gene Ontology annotation, biological process: translation. Gene Ontology annotation, cellular component: mitochondrial large ribosomal subunit; ribosome. NCBI's taxonomy places the organism in Eukaryota, Metazoa, Chordata, Mammalia, Carnivora, Otariidae. Bases 257 to 910 code for a protein of 217 amino acids. The record is from RefSeq and is a predicted model, not a curated record.